AUGUACAAUUUAGAAGGAUCCACCACCAUUAGGAACCCAAACUCCUCCUUGACGAACCAAGUGAACGCCGAGCUGAGAUUUCCUAUACACUCCGACCUGCUCCAGCUACCCACCUUGAGGACACCAAUAAGGGCACCCCACCGGCAGCGCUACCGUCAGCCGCCGACCAAGAACUUCUUGAAGAAAUGCAAGGUCGCCUCUCGGGAUGACGAGCAGCGCACCCUUACCAUACCGAGGCAAUUUGCGGGCAACAAAGACACGGAGGCGUCAGGCUCCUACUUUCUUUCCAUCUUCCCCGAUGGUGAGACAGUCCAGUGA
Messenger RNA from Striga asiatica, 318 nucleotides. The record is from the annotation of a GenBank genome assembly. Lineage: Eukaryota; Viridiplantae; Streptophyta; Magnoliopsida; Lamiales; Orobanchaceae.